This is a messenger RNA of Alternaria atra, 1098 nucleotides long. RefSeq lists its product as uncharacterized. NCBI's taxonomy places the organism in Eukaryota, Fungi, Ascomycota, Dothideomycetes, Pleosporales, Pleosporaceae. The record is from RefSeq and is a predicted model, not a curated record. Bases 1 to 1098 code for a protein of 365 amino acids. The transcript is spliced from 3 exons. Gene Ontology annotation, molecular function: D-amino-acid oxidase activity; FAD binding.
AUGGCCACCCAGAAAAAUGUCGUCGUUGUAGGAGCCGGCGUCAUCGGCCUCUCCACAGCCCUCGUGCUCUCAAAGCAUAAAAACUUGAGCAUCACAGUCGUAGCCAAGCAUAUGCCUGGUGACUACGACAUAGAAUACGCAUCACCGUGGGCAGGAGCAAACUACUUCCCCGUCGGCAAGCCAGGCUCUAAUCUGCAGAGGUUUGAGAAAGCUACCUGGAGUGAGCUCGAUCGAAUCUGUCGUGAAGUACCAGAAGCAGGUAUCCAUUAUCAGGACACAAGGAUAUAUGGAAGACAGAAAGAUGCAGGCACCGCUACGGGGCAGUGGUUUGAGGAGUUGACUAAAGAAGAUGCGUGGUUCAAGGAUGUUGUGCCGAAUUUCCGCGUAUUGCCCAAAUCUGAACUCCCAGAAGGCUGUGACACUGGCACAGAGUUUACCUCUGUAUGCAUAAACACCGCCGCCUAUCUUCCCUGGAUCCUGGGACAGUGUGUGAAAGCUGGUAUGAUUAUCAAGCGCGGCAUACUAUCCCACAUAUCCGAAGCAGGCAGCUUUCACUCCUCAGGACAUGCCGACAUCGUAGUUAACUGUACCGGUCUUCUGGCCUCCACACUCGGAGGCGUCAUGGACAGCAACGUGUACCCUGGACGCGGUCAAAUAGUUCUAGUGCGGAAUGAGCCUGGUGUCAUGGUAACAGUAAGCGGGACCGACGAUGGCAGUGAAGAAGCUACAUAUAUCAUGCAACGUGCAGUCGGUGGCGGAACCAUCCUCGGCGGCUGUCUGCAACACCACUCAUGGGAAUCUCAACCUGACCCCAACCUCGCCCAGCGCAUAAUGCAACGCUCCAUCGACUUGUGUCCCUCGCUAGCACCGAACACUGGAAAGGUAACUGAGCUGAGUGUCAUCAGACACGGUGUCGGUCUACGUCCUAUGCGGACGGGAGGCCCAAGAGUAGAGAAAGAAAAUAUCGGAGGAAUUUGGGUCGUGCAUAGUUAUGGUCAUGCUGGCUAUGGAUAUCAGAGCGGCUGGGGAAGUGCGUGGGAGGCUGAGAAGUUUGUGCUGGACAUUGCGAGGAAGAACGAAACGAUGGCCAAACUUUAG